UCAGUGGUGGCCGGCGGGAUAGAGCGGCUGUGGCAGGGGGCGGCGCUCUGUCAGUAGUCUCGCUGCUGCUGGGAGGACUGACGUGACGAGGGCAGCAGAAACAGCCGGAGCGGGCGGAGGAGGAAAAAGGAAAAUGGCGGAGGCGGCGGCGGCGGCGGUGUCACAGCAUCGCUUCUUCUGCCAUCACUGUAAGGGGGAGGUCAGCCCCAAACUGCCGGAAUAUAUCUGCCCCCGAUGUGACUCCGGUUUUAUCGAGGAGGUGACGGAGGACUCCAGUUUUCUAGACUCCGGGGGAAACACAAUAGACGAUAAUGGGACGACGCACUUUUCAGAGCUUUGGGACCAUUUAGACCACACAAUGUUUUUCCCCGAUUUCCGACAUUUCCUGAGCGGCAGCUCCUUGGACCAAGAUAACAGAGAUGGCGACCGCCGCCACCAGGGCCACUCCGACAUCAGGGUGACCCGCCGGCCCCCGCGACAGCCCACCACCAGGUACCGCUCCCGCGUCAGCUCCCGGCCCGACCGCUCACCCGCCAUCGAAGGCAUCAUCCAGCAGAUCUUCGCCGGGGUCCUCGCAAAUCCCCCCUUACCAGGGUCCCCCCAUCCCUUCUCAUGGAGCGGGAUGCUUCAUUCAAACCCUGGUGACUAUGCCUGGGGCCAGAGCGGCCUGGACUCCAUAGUCACUCAGCUUUUGGGCCAACUGGAGAACACGGGGCCCCCUCCAGCGGAUAAAGAGAAGAUCUCCUCGCUGCCAACAGUCACUGUAACGCAGGAGCAAGUGGAUCUGGGUCUGGAGUGUCCGGUGUGUAAAGAUGACUACACUGUAUCGGAGCAGGUCAGACAGCUGCCCUGCAAUCACUUCUUCCAUGGAGACUGUAUUGUGCCUUGGCUGGAGAUGCACGACACAUGCCCGGUUUGCCGAAAGAGCCUAAACGGCGAGGACUCGACGCGACAAGCCUCCGGCUCCGAAGCCUCCGCCAGCAACAGCUACAGCGGCGAAAGCCAAGCGCAUGACAGGUGGAACUUCUGAGGGGCCCCGUCCUCCCCCACCCCCCUCUCUCAAUGUGGGGGGCCCCGGCAUUCCUGCAGUGUGUACAGAGACUUCAUCGCCAACCACAUCUGAGAACUGGCGGCCGCGGGGGGGGUCAAUGCUCGCCACCGCGCCCGAACCAAAAUGAAAAAAAAAAGAUGUUUUCCAUUUCCUCCGAGGCCAUUGGUCGGUCGGGUCACAUGGUCGGGUCACAUGCUCCGCUCUAGCACCUGGAGGUAGUUGGGAUCAGUGUAUGGACGUCCUAUCGCUUGGACUAAUAAUUGACUGGACGAUUCGGCCCUCCCCCCCCUCCUAACAUCUCGCCGUGCUCCGCGGGGGCGGGUCCUGGGCCUUUGUUUUGUUUUUUUUUAUUUUUUAUUUUGCACAUAAUUCCCCUCCCCUCUCGUUCUCCCCGUUUCCUUGGCCGGUCGUGGAGAAUGUUGGAGAAGAUCUGACGGCAGAAAAAAAAUCUAUAAAAUACCUAAAAUAUU
Molecule: messenger RNA, 1521 nt
Organism: Hyla sarda
Lineage: Eukaryota; Metazoa; Chordata; Amphibia; Anura; Hylidae
Gene: RNF115
Product: ring finger protein 115
Exons: 9
Coding region: 134-1030 (298 amino acids)
Biological process (GO): protein ubiquitination; ubiquitin-dependent protein catabolic process; positive regulation of DNA-templated transcription
Cellular component (GO): nucleoplasm; cytoplasm
Molecular function (GO): ubiquitin protein ligase activity
Source: RefSeq, a predicted model, not a curated record